CCUAUCUCAUUUAUCCAUAAUUAACAUGAGAUGUAAAUCUACUGUAUAUCUAGGCGAUCAAUGUAGCCAGUCAUUGUACUACAACUUCAUGUCUUCUUUCCAACUCCUCAAAAUUGCCCUCCUUCUCCCUCGCCGGUCCAGAUGACAGCGCGCGCAUACGGACGGUAAACCCCCCGGUAGUUCAGCUUCAUUUGCGAAUGAGGCGUCGAAAAACGAAUUGACCUCUCAGAGCUCUUAUCUCGCGCAGGUGCGCUCAGCGUGAUCCACCUUUUCCGUGCCUAUCUCGUCAUGAACCCUGCGAGCUCCCUAUUCGAGCAAGCUCUGGUCUACCUAGCUCUCUACCAUGCUAGGGUAGUUCGUAGUGUAAUCGCAGCCCGGCUGCUCGGGUCUAGGUCAAAGAUGGGAAUGAUCGUGGGGAGGAAAUAAAAUAAAUCACUUCGCUCGCGCCCCCGGUCGGAGCUCGUCGGUUCUGAAGUUGUGUUCUUGCUGGUGUCGAUUGACCUCGUCGUUGCCGUCGCCUCGUGCUUUUUGAUCCUCAAUUGUGUCGAUUGUCUGUUGUCGGCUUGUCAAGAUGUCUGUCGCGCGUCGAGUCCUCGCUCUCGCGACCUUCUCCCAGGGUGUCCUCGGUGGUCUCUAUGCUGGAUUGAGCACUGCCAACCACACUUGCAACCUCAUCGAGCCUAUCCUCUCAUGCUCUGAUGGAGCGCAACCCGGUCUCACAGAUACGUGCUGUACUGAGACAUUCGGAGGCCUUGUUCUGCAAACCCAGUUCUGGAACACCUACACGGGACGUGAGGCGCACGGCCAAUUGCUCCCCAAGAACUCCUGGACGAUCCACGGCUUAUGGCCUGACUUCUGUAAUGGAUCAUACACGCAGUAUUGCGACUUGUCCCGUCAAUAUGACCCAUACCCGGACCCGAACACCACGACCGGCACGCCGGAGGGCACGCCCGUGAAGCCGUGGAAGGGAGAGCCUAUUUCCAACUACCUCAAGCGUUUCAAGAAGUUCGACUUAUUAGACUACAUGGAGAAGUUCUGGACAGGUCUCAACCAGCCCAGCUGGGUCCUCUGGGCGCACGAGUUCAGCAAGCACGCGACGUGCUUCAGCACCUUCGACACGGAGUGCUACGGGCCGGCGUACGCCAAGCACGAGGAGGUGCCCGACUUCUUCAGCACGACGGUGGCGUACUUCCAGCAGGUGCCGACGUGGAGGUGGCUCGCGUCCGCGGGCAUCGUGCCCUCCAACAAGACGGGGUAUUCGGUUUCCGCCAUCGCGGACACGCUGGAAGGGAAGUUCGGCAAGCUGCCUCACAUCGGCUGCACCGGGCCGAGAUACAACGAGACCGAGGCCGGCAAGGGCUCGGGCGAUAAUGGGUACACUGUGCUGAGCGAGAUGUGGUAUUAUUACCAUGUCAAGGGCCGGGUGCAGCUUGUCCAGGGCGUUCCUGUCGAUACUACUUUCCCUACGAACUGUGCGAAGACUCCUGGUGCCGUUUGGUACUACGAGAGAACUCCCUGCUCCGUCCGGAAACACUGAGCUAGUUGAGCUGUAAAUCAUUGACGACCUGAGCAACAUCGUCUCUAUAUAGACUCAUGGCCCUUAAGGACGAAGGUUUAUAAUCCCUAAUGCAAAAAUCAAUAGAUGUCAAAUCAAUAUAGGCACGAUCAAAGAUAAAUUGUGAAACGCUCGCUUCUCUUUUCAGCUUCUUGUGGGCUAUUACAUAUAUAUCUCUGUCCGAC
Molecule: messenger RNA, 1740 nt
Organism: Xylaria bambusicola
Lineage: Eukaryota; Fungi; Ascomycota; Sordariomycetes; Xylariales; Xylariaceae
Product: ribonuclease T2 family protein
Exons: 7
Coding region: 572-1537 (321 amino acids)
Biological process (GO): RNA catabolic process
Cellular component (GO): extracellular region
Molecular function (GO): ribonuclease T2 activity; RNA binding
Source: RefSeq, a predicted model, not a curated record